This is a messenger RNA of Anopheles nili, 889 nucleotides long. RefSeq names its product protein Dr1 (gene NC2beta). The transcript is spliced from 3 exons. Bases 152 to 682 code for a protein of 176 amino acids. Gene Ontology annotation, cellular component: negative cofactor 2 complex. The record is from RefSeq and is a predicted model, not a curated record. Gene Ontology annotation, biological process: positive regulation of transcription by RNA polymerase II; negative regulation of transcription by RNA polymerase II; chromatin remodeling. Gene Ontology annotation, molecular function: protein heterodimerization activity; core promoter sequence-specific DNA binding; TBP-class protein binding. Lineage: Eukaryota; Metazoa; Arthropoda; Insecta; Diptera; Culicidae.
AAAAUGUGUGUGCGAUUUUUAUGAUUGGUGCUGUUGAUGCUGAAGAAUUGUUGUUUUUAUCAAAAAUAAUCUCAAUAGCUUAUUAUUACGAUAGUGUAUCCUGUGUUAAACAAGAUUGCCCGAUUUUAUCUCAUACUUAAAAAGUCUAGGGAUGUCAGAUCCACAUGACGAACUUUGUCCACCAAAUCAGGAAGAUGACGAACUUACGUUACCGCGUGCUAGUAUCAACAAAAUUAUAAAAGAAUUGGUUCCUUCAAUCCGAGUUGCAAACGAAAGCCGAGAACUGAUAUUGAACUGCUGUACCGAAUUUAUUCACUUGAUUAGCUCGGAGGCCAAUGAAGUUUGUAACCAACGAAAUAAAAAAACAAUCAAUGCUGAACACGUCUUGGAGGCUCUUGAUCGUCUUGGGUUCAAAGACUAUAAACAGGAAGCUGAAGCAGUUUUAAACGAUUGCAAACAAGUGGCGGCAAAAAGGAGACGUCAAAGCACACGACUCGAAAAUCUUGGCAUUCCCGAAGAGGAGCUGUUACGGCAACAACAAGAAUUAUUUUCCAGAGCGCGUGAAGAGCAAGCAGCUGCUGAACAACAGCAAUGGUAUAACGUACAAACAGCAACAUUACAGAACGCCGAGCUUUUUCCUAAGCAUAUUUCUCAAGAAGAAGAUGACAGUGAUGAAUAUUAAAACAAAAUAAAUUAUUAAGAGUAUUAAAUAACAUUACUAUUGAAUGCUGAAACUGCAAUAUGUUUAUAAGUGAAUUUAUGAAAAACUAGCAGAUUGGUCAUAUCAUGGUUCUCUUCGAAUGUGAAUCUUAUCGAAAACAAUUAAAUAUGUUAUACUAUCUGGCAUGGUUUGGGAAAUAAAGGAUAUAUUUAUAAAUUUUUUCAGAAA